Hemicordylus capensis (graceful crag lizard) is the source of this 2898-nucleotide messenger RNA. RefSeq names its product anoctamin 6 (gene ANO6). Lineage: Eukaryota; Metazoa; Chordata; Lepidosauria; Squamata; Cordylidae. The transcript is spliced from 20 exons. Bases 150 to 2885 code for a protein of 911 amino acids. Gene Ontology annotation, molecular function: chloride channel activity; protein dimerization activity. The record is from RefSeq and is a predicted model, not a curated record. Gene Ontology annotation, cellular component: plasma membrane. Gene Ontology annotation, biological process: chloride transmembrane transport; calcium activated phosphatidylcholine scrambling; calcium activated phosphatidylserine scrambling.
CCGACCGUGUGAGAGUCAUCAGCUCGGCUCUCUCAAGCGGGUUGCCUCGUCGCGACGCCCCGUCCAGCGCCUUUGCUGCUGGGACUGCAGCACGUUGAGAAGACCGCUGGUGGAAGUUUGGGGCCACACUGCUUUAGGCUUCUGGCAAGAUGAACGUGGAAAACCAGGAUGUGUUGCUGGAGGUGGAAGAAGAGGAAGGAGAGGGGGAGGAGGAAGAAGAGGAUGGGGAGAUUGUCUUGGAAGAAUUGGAGCAAACUAUUAUCUCCAGCUAUGGAGCAGUAUUCAACCAGCAAGCACUUAAUAAGCCAGAAUGGGCCGAGUUUAAUCUGAAACCUGACUCCCUGUACUUUAACGAUGGUCAGAGAAGAAUUGACUUCAUUUUAGUGUACGGUGAUGAAAGCAAAAAGGAAAAUAAGAAAAAGAGCUUUCACAUAAAGCAAAUGAGGAAGAGGCAAGCUUAUGAGUCCAACUUGAUACACCAUGGUUUGCAACUUGAAGCAACAAGGUCGAUCUUGGAUGAAAAGCUGACCUUUGUAAAAGUGCAUGCACCUUGGGAAGUGCUGUGUGCAUAUGCUGAGAUAAUGCACAUUAACUUGCCCCUACAACCUAAUGACCUGAAAACCCGUGAGUCAGCAUUUAGCUGGUUUACUAGAUUCUUCAGUGUGAAUGAAAACAUCAUCAAACCAGAGAAGGAGUUUUUUACAGCUCCAUUUGAAAAUGACCGUUUGUCAGACUUUUACAUUCAGGACAAGGACACAUUCUUCAAUCCAGCAACAAGAAGCCGUAUAGUUCACUUUAUUCUUUGCCGUGGGGAAUAUGCAGUAAGAGAUAACGUGAGGAAGUUUGGUAUCAGUAAGCUACUGGACUCUGGGAUCUACAAGGCAGCUUUUCCACUCCAUGAUUCCAGAUUCAAUUACCAGUCAGAGGAGCCCAACUGCCCAAAUGAACGGUAUCUGCUAUAUAGAGAAUGGGCCCAUCCUCGAAAUAUUUUCAAAUUGCAACCCUUGGCUUUUGUUAGGAAAUAUUAUGGUGAGAAAAUUGGGAUCUAUUUUGCUUGGCUGGGUUUCUAUACUCAGAUGUUAGUCCUGGCAGCAAUAGUUGGACUUGGAUGCUUUUUAUAUGGAUAUUUCACAAAGGACAACUGUACCUGGAGCCAAGAGGUAUGUGACCCUAACAUAGGAGGAACCAUCAUCAUGUGCCCACAAUGUGAUAAGGCAUGUCCGUUUUGGAGCCUCGCCAUCACCUGUGAAUCAUCCAAGAAACUGUGUAUAUUUGAUAGUUUUGGAACACUUGUGUUUGCAGUAUUUAUGGGAAUAUGGGUUACUUUGUUCUUGGAGUUCUGGAAACGGCGGCAGGCUGAGCUGGAAUAUGACUGGGACACAGCUGAGUUCUUAGAGCAAGAAGAGCAAAUACGCCCAGAGUAUGAAGCAAGCUGCCAUCACAUAGUAGUAAAUGAAAUUACACAGAAAGAAGAGCAUGUCCCAUACACAGCCUGUGGAAAGUGUGUAAGGAUAACCUUCUGUACAAGUGCUGUUUUAUUCUGGAUCCUGCUCAUUAUCGCUUCUGUUGUUGGCAUAAUUGUAUACAGACUGUCUGUUUUCAUGACGUUUUCUGCAAAUUUCCCAAAGUCUAUUAAUGGAAUAGAAGCAAUCCAGAAGUACCUGACUCCACAGACAGCAACCUCUGUGUCUGCUUCAGUCAUCAACUUCAUAAUCAUUAUGAUUCUGAACAUGAUCUAUGAGAAAGUUGCUAUAAUGAUUACUGACUUUGAACUACCAAGAACACAGACCGAUUAUGAAAACAGUCUGACCAUGAAGAUGUUCUUAUUCCAGUUUGUCAACUAUUAUUCUUCAUGUUUUUACAUUGCAUUCUUUAAGGGUAAAUUUGUAGGUUACCCUGGUGACCCAGUUUAUUGGCCAGGAAAUUACAGAAACGAAGAGUGUGAUCCAGGUGGAUGUCUUCUUGAACUUACUAUGCAGCUGAUUAUAAUUAUGGGAGGCAAAGCAAUCUGGAAUAACAUUCAAGAAGUGCUUCUUCCGUGGCUUAAGAAUCUGAUUGGAAGAUGUUGCUCAGCUGCUCGGUCAGAAAAGAUUAUCCCACGCUGGGAACAGGACUACCAUCUGCAACCAUUUGGCAAGCUGGGAUUGUUUUACGAAUAUCUUGAAAUGGUGAUACAGUUUGGAUUUGUCACCUUAUUUGUGGCAUCAUUCCCAUUGGCACCCUUGCUGGCUCUUUUGAACAAUUUGCUGGAAAUACGUGUGGAUGCCUGGAAGAUUACAACACAGUUCAGACGCAUGGUUCCUCAAAAAGCACAGGACAUAGGAGCAUGGCAGCCAAUCAUGCAAGGAAUAGCCAUUCUUGCUGUGGUGACAAAUGCAAUGAUAAUUGCUUUUACAUCUGAUAUGAUUCCACGCUUGGUUUAUUACUGGUCAUUUUCAGUCCCUCCCUAUGGGAACCACAACAGUUACACCAUGAAGGGAUACAUAAACAACACACUUUCUAUCUUCGCUCUAUCAGACUUCAGAAAUGGAAGCGAGCCAGCUCUUUCCGGGCUGAACCUAACAACAUGCAGAUACAGGGAUCUCAGAUACCCUCCUGGACAUGAACAUCAGUAUGAACACAAUAUCUAUUACUGGCAUGUUAUUGCAGCCAAGUUAUCUUUCAUCAUAGUGAUGGAGCAUAUCAUCUACUUUGUGAAAUUCGUUAUUUCAUACACUGUUCCAGAUGUGUCAAACAAAACUAAGAGCAAAAUUAAACGAGAGAAAUAUCUAACACAGAUCCUCCUGCAUGAGAAUCCUCUGAAAGCUGUGAAGAAAAAUAUGGGAAGCAUUGCUGAUAAAAUAAUAAAAGGAGCAGAUGGUACCUUCCGACCUAAAUAUGAUUAAAGACUUGACACAG